CCACCAAUAAAGAUGGCCGUUUCUUGGUACUCAGUGGUUUUUCUUGCCGCUUCCGCUCUUGGUGCUUCUAUCGCACCGAGCAAUUAUAUUUUGGAGAAAUCAGCAUGUGGAAGAGUAUGGGUGACGGUCCAUUCACCGGCAAUACGAUUAACAGGUGGAAGAAAUUUGCUUGAUGCUAUCGAACUGAAUUGGGAUUUCAGCACGUGUUCAGAUACACCUAUGCAGAUAGGUCUUUUCAACGACAGACCGUUGUCGUGGAAGAACGCUUUAGCCACCUUCCCCGUAAACUCAGUAGCGGGUUUUAUUAUUACGAACAUUUCUCUGGGCGAAGGCAAUUUACCUGCAGGCUGGGAAAGUGGCAUUGGCAUCAAAGGUCCUCAUUGUCUUUGGCCAUGGGUUGGUGCAGGAAACAGUUUCAUACAGUCAUUCAACUGCCUGAAAAUACAACCGACAUGGAUGGAAGAUAACGCGAACAAAAUCAACAAACUGCGUAUAGGCGAACUAGCAAUACCUGGCACGCACAACGCUGGAGCUUGGCGGUUCGACACGGAACUCAGCACAGUUGCGCGGGAUAGUUUCGUGCUAUGUCAAGACCGCUCCAUCUGGGCCCAACUAGUUUACGGCAUCAGAUAUUUUGACUUCCGCAUCGCGUAUUAUGACUUUUAUGACCGUGAAGAAGACAGGUAUUGGCUGAAUCACAACCUCAUUCGAGUCCGUCCGUUACUGCCAUUAUUAAGAGAAAUAAGAGCAUUCCUAGAUAGUACUAGAGAGGUUAUAUUCCUUGACGCCCACCACUUUCCUGUCGGUUUCUACCAUCAGAAUGGGGCGCCAAUUCAACAGGUGCACCGAGGUCUGCUAAAUCUAGUCCAAAGGGAGUUAGGGCCUCAUAUAGCGCCUGCGACGCAGUUUUCUACUAAUCCUGGCACAAGAGGGCCAACUCUUCAAACCUUCGUAGAUGCUGGUAGACGACUUCUAUUCAGUUAUGUCGAUAACAGUGUUGUUGCUGGUAACAGAUGGUUAUGGCCGAUUUUGCCUCAUCUUUGGGCCAACACUAAUAGCCCCACAGAACUUUUCCGUUUCUUAGACAAUAUGAUCGAUAGAUCCCCGCUGCCCAAUGCUCGCUCGCCACUAUUUUCUGCCAUGGCACAGACAACUCCCACAGUGUUAGAUAUCCUACUAGUAAGAGGGUCAUUAAGAGAAAACGCCGACGCUGUUAAUAGAAACGUCACAGCACGCCUUAAAACCCGUUGGCGUAAUAACGCGAACAUUGUUUCUACAGACUUCUUCCUGGGCAGCGAUGUCACCGAUGUCUCAAUAGCCCUCAGUGUUGAACGUUCAAAUCGGUUAUGACGAAGUAGAGGGUUACGCUUCCGAAGCGGCGGUAUUAUUAUAAACAAGACAAAUCGCCCAAGACUGCAAACUUAUGGGCGGCGCUCGUCAGGACUGCCACUAACUAGGUACCACCGAAACCUUUCUAAAACGCUUCGUUGAUAUUGUAUAAAUUAAACUAUUGAUUAAAUAAUGUCACUUCGUUUACUGACCGGAUUCUCCGGUGCAUUAACACUGCCUCACUUUUCAAAUAUACGAUUUCGGCGAACAAUGAAGUGAGAUAAAUUAUAAUUAUUAUAUUUGUUAAGUGUGAACUAGUCCAUCGUUCUUUGUUAAGAAACGAUUUAU
Messenger RNA from Pararge aegeria (speckled wood butterfly), 1677 nucleotides. RefSeq names its product PI-PLC X domain-containing protein 3-like. NCBI's taxonomy places the organism in Eukaryota, Metazoa, Arthropoda, Insecta, Lepidoptera, Nymphalidae. Bases 13 to 1350 code for a protein of 445 amino acids. Gene Ontology annotation, molecular function: phosphoric diester hydrolase activity. The transcript has 7 exons. Gene Ontology annotation, biological process: lipid metabolic process. The record is from RefSeq and is a predicted model, not a curated record.